Messenger RNA from Panthera uncia (snow leopard), 2639 nucleotides. It is a transcript of the gene CD19, whose product is annotated as CD19 molecule. Gene Ontology annotation, cellular component: external side of plasma membrane. Gene Ontology annotation, biological process: B cell receptor signaling pathway; B cell proliferation involved in immune response; regulation of B cell activation. The record is from RefSeq and is a predicted model, not a curated record. Lineage: Eukaryota; Metazoa; Chordata; Mammalia; Carnivora; Felidae. Bases 515 to 2191 code for a protein of 558 amino acids. The transcript is spliced from 15 exons.
GGCGUGUCGGCUGAAUGAAUGAAUGGGGUAUGUGUGUGAAGGGAAAUGAUUUAGAGCCUGAGGUUGAAGGAGGGAGGGGGAGAAGGAGGGAGCCCCUAAAACUGGAGCCGCUUAAUUCAACAAAUAUUUAUUGGGUGCCGGCGAUGUGCCAAGACUGUCCCAGGGCACUGCGCAUUCAGUGGUGAGCAGGACCAAGUCUCUGCCUUGAGGGCUUAUACUCUAGUGGGAGGAACAGAAAGGGAUACACAAAUAAGCUCAUUUCACAUGGUGCGAGGUGUCGGGAUGAAAAUAAAAGUGUGUCAGGGUAGAGACAGGUUUUGUGGGUCCAGAGGGGUGCCAAGGGAAGGGGACUGGAGGCGUGACCACCCCUUCCUCCCCGGGGGGUGGGGGGGGGGAACUGCCUGCCCGCCUGCCCGCCCCCACAGACACUCAUGGUUCAGUGCCCCCCAGGCCCCCACCUGCCCCCAGCAUCCACCGCGCGGCCAAGCUGGGUGCCCCGGGGAGUCUGGCCGCCAUGCCACCUCCUCUUCUCCUCUUCUUCCUCCUCUUCCUGACCCCUGAGGGAGUCAGGCCCCAGAAAACACUGCUGGUGGAGGCUAAAGAGGGAGGCAAAGCUGAGCUGCCAUGCCUCAAAGGUCCCUCAGAUGGUCCCCCUGAGCAGCAGGCCUGGUUUCAGGGGGCUCAGUCAGAGCUGGACCCAGGUUCACAAGGCCUGGGCAUCCAGAAGGGGCCCCUGGGCCUCCAGCUCCUCAUCUUCAACGUCUCUGACCAGAUGGGGGGCUUCUACGUGUGCCAGCUGGGGCCCCCUUCUGAGCAGGCCUGGCAGUCUGGCUGGACAGUCAGCGUGGAGGGCAGCGGGGAGCUGUUCCGCUGGAAUGCUUCAUACCUAAAUGACCCAGGCUGUGGCCUGGGGAACAGGUCCUCAGAGGGCCCCAAGCCCUCUUCUGGUUACCCCACAAGCUCCCAGCUGUACGUGUGGGCCAAAGGCCACCCUGAGAUCUGGGAGACAGACCCUGAAUGUGCCUCGCCCAGGGGCAGUCUGAACCAGAGCCUCAACCAAGACCUCACCGUGGCCCCUGGCUCCACAUUCUGGCUGCCCUGUGAGGUGCCCCCUGCCUCCGUGGCCAGAGGCCCCAUCUCCUGGACCCUCGUGCGCCCCAAGAAGCAUAACAUCUCAUUGCUGCACUUAAACCUGAGGGAGGAUGCCCCGGUCAGAGAGAUGUGGGUCCUAGACACCCUCAGGGGAGGGGCUGUUCUGUUGCUGCCCCAGGCCACCGCUCGAGACGCUGGCACCUAUCAUUGUUACCAUGGCAACAUGACCAUCGAGAUGCAGCUGAAGGUCACUGCCCAGUCAGUAAGACACUGGCUGCUGGAGGCUGGUGGCUGGAAAGUCCCCGUUGUGCCAUUACUUUAUCUGAUCAUCUGCCUGGGUUCCCUGGUGAGCUUUGUUCAUCUUCGAAGAGCCCUGAUCCUCAGGAAGAAAAGAAAGCGAAUGACCGAUCCCACCAGAAGGUUCUUCAAAGUGACGCCUUCCCCGGGAAGCGGGUCCCAGAAUCAGUACGGGAACGUGCUCUCCCUUCCCACGCCCACCUCUGGGACGGGACGCGCCCUAAGGUGGGCUGCAGGCCUGGGGGCCGCCGUCCAGUCGUACGGAAACCCGCGCAACGACGUACAGGAGGUCGGAGCCGCGGGGCCCCGGAGCCCGCCACCAGCAGGCCCAGAAGAAGAGGAAGGGGAAGCCUAUGAGGAGCCGGACAGUGAGGAGGGCUCCGAGUUCUACGAGAAUGACUCCAACCUCGGGCAGGACCAACUCUCCCAGGAUGGCAGCGGCUAUGAGAACCCUGAGGACGACGCCUUGGGUCCCGGGGAUGAAGACUCCUUCUCCAGCGCAGCCGAGUCUUAUGAGAAUGAGGAUGAAGAGCUGGCUGAGCCAGUCGCCAGGACAGCAGACUUCCUGAGCCCCCAUGGGUCUGCCUGGGAUCCCAGCAGGGAGGCAACCUCUCUUGGGUCCCAGUCCUACGAGGAUAUGAGAGGGAUCCUGUAUGCAGCCCCCCAGCUCCGCUCCCUUCGGGCCCAGCCGGGUCCUAAUCAUGAGGAAGAUGCAGACUCUUAUGAGAAUAUGGACAAUCCCAAUGGGCCAGAACCAGCAUGGGGAGGAGGGGGCCGCAUGGGCACCUGGAACACUAGGUGAUUCCUUCCAGCAGAGGACGGAGAGCUGCAUCCUGGGUACGAAGGGGCCUCUUCCCUCCUGUGAUUUGGCCUGCAUCUGUUUAGCCACCAUUCAUUCAGCAGCUGGGGGUGCCCAGUGAAGAGAAAGCCAUCCAGGAGUUGGCAGUCAUCGCUGACAUGUACUGAGCAUCUCCUGGGGUGCCCGGGUGGCUCAGUUGGUUAAGCGGCAACUUCGGCUCAGGUCGUGAUCUCAUGGUUCCUGAGUUCGAGCCCCGCACUGGGCUCUGAGCUGACAGUUGGAGCCUACUUCAAAUCCUGUCUCCCGCUCUCUCUGACCCUCCCCUGACCACACGCAUGCUCUCUCUCUCAAAAAUAAAUAAACAUAAAAAAAAAUUUACUGAGCAUCUCCUACGUUCCAACACCAGUUAACUAUUUAAUCUUUAAAAGUAUUUUUUUUAACGUUUAUUUAU